Molecule: messenger RNA, 5022 nt
Organism: Paramisgurnus dabryanus
Lineage: Eukaryota; Metazoa; Chordata; Actinopteri; Cypriniformes; Cobitidae
Gene: ppm1aa
Product: protein phosphatase, Mg2+/Mn2+ dependent, 1Aa
Biological process (GO): protein dephosphorylation
Molecular function (GO): manganese ion binding; magnesium ion binding; protein serine/threonine phosphatase activity
Source: RefSeq, a predicted model, not a curated record
CCUGCUCGAUCCACAUCCGGGUCCCUUUUGCUGCUGCUGGUGUGCAGAGAUUCGGUCCCGAUCACGGCGGACCAAAACAGCGGUCAAAUCUGACACUUUUCAUUUUACACAUCCAUUUGGGACGCAGAAUAAAUGGGAAUGAUGCAUUCCUGGCUUAAACAGAUAAGGGAGGUCCGCUCUUUCACAGACUGAAUGCAAAGCCAAACAAUCCAGCAGCCUGUUUCUCUCUCUCCACCGCCGCGCUCAGUUUAUAUCUCUUUAUUACUCUUCGCCCUUCUUUCCUUUUCUGUUUUUAUUUUUUAAUUCAACCGCUUCAGAACACACCAGGACGUUAUCUAAUCGAUUCUUAAACCGCAGAGAUGGGUGCAUUUCUGGAUAAGCCAAAGAUGGAGAAGCACAACGCGCACGGAGAGGGAAACAGCCUGCGCUACGGCCUGAGCAGCAUGCAGGGCUGGCGCGUAGAGAUGGAAGAUGCGCAUACCGCUGUCAUCGGUCUACCCAAUGGCCUCGACCCCUGGUCCUUCUUUGCCGUUUACGACGGGCAUGCAGGAUCACAGGUGGCACGUUACUGCUGCGAGCACCUUCUGGAUCACAUCACCAGCAACCCUGACUUCCAAUGCGGGGGCGGAGGCGGGAGUCCAAAUGUCGAGCCCGGCGUUGAGAGCGUAAAAACAGGAAUCCGUACGGGUUUCCUGCAGAUCGACGAUCACAUGCGCCAGAUCUCGGAGAAGAAGCACGGUGGCUCUGACCGCAGUGGCUCCACGGCCGUCGGUGUGAUGAUUUCCCCUCGCCACAUCUAUUUCAUCAACUGCGGAGACUCGCGGGGGCUGCUGAGUCGCCGUGGUGCCGUUAACUUCUUCACACAGGACCAUAAACCCAGCAAUCCACUGGAGAAAGAGAGAAUUCAGAAUGCUGGAGGGUCUGUGAUGAUCCAGCGAGUGAAUGGGUCUCUGGCCGUGUCCAGGGCUUUGGGGGACUUUGACUAUAAGUGCGUGCACGGUAAGGGUCCCACGGAGCAGCUGGUGUCGCCGGAGCCUGAGGUGUAUGCUAUAGAGAGGUGUGAGGCAGAGGAUGAGUUUAUUGUACUGGCUUGUGAUGGCAUCUGGGAUGUCAUGGCUAAUGAGGAGCUGUGCGAUUUUGUUCGUUCCCGGCUGGAGGUAACGGAUGAUCUGGAGAGGGUCUGCAAUGAAAUUGUAGAUACCUGUUUAUACAAGGGAAGCCGUGACAACAUGAGUGUCGUGUUGGUGUGUUUCGUCGGUGCACCGAAGGUUUGUCCUGAGGCUGUCAAAAGAGAGGCGGAGCUCGAUAAGUAUCUGGAAGGCAGAGUAGAAGAGAUUCUAAAAAGGCAGGGGGACGAAGGUGUGCCAGACCUGGUUCAUGUGAUGCGUACAUUAGCAUCUGAGAGCAUCCCCAACUUACCACCUGGCGGAGAGCUGGCCAGCAAGCGGAGUGUGAUUGAAGCAGUAUACAACAAACUCAACCCAUACAGGAAUGAGGAUACAGACUCUGCAUCCACGGAUGACAUGUGGUAGCCCCGCCCCUUAAACACCGCACAGAGUUUACAACCCUCCAGAACCCCGCACAAGAACCGUUCCACAGGACCCAACACCAGUACCCUGCACAACAACCCUCAAGCAGACGACUACCACAAGACCUGCACAAGAACUCCACCACAGCCCGGCUCAGCUGCUCUGGACUGCUCAGAGGAAGAGGAGGAAGGGACUGAGGGCUCCUCUUUUGUUCACAUAACCUUCCUUCUUCAGAGCAAGGCAAUGGUACCUUCUGGAAAUUUCUGUAUACUUUUAUGUCCCGAAUCACUUUUUUCCCCAAAACCUUUUAUUCUUAACCCUCUUAAAAAAAAUUCUUUUUUUGGUGUAAUUAUUAAUUUGAUUCACGUCUCCUUGUGUGUUUGUAAAUUUCAGCUUUUAUUUCUGUGAAGUGCAAUUGUCUUGUACAAAGAAAAGCCUGUAUCAAAUGCAGCUUGAAUUUUAAGUUUAUAAAAAAAGGAAAAAAAAUGGCACAUCGUUAUGCCCGUCCUGCUUUUCUGUUUCCUCUCCAACCGUCGAAAACCAACACAGCAUCUCCCUCCUUUUUUUUUUUAAAAGAUAUGAUUUUUUGUAUUGUUAUUUUAUAAGUGAAACGGGUAAAUGAUAUGGGCUCACAGCACAGUACAGUAAGCUUUUUGUAAAUCCAUGGCACAGAUGACAGUAAUUAUGUUCUCCUCAGUACUACUGUUUUAUUUUAUUUCUCUGGUGGGGUCUAUUUCCCCUCUUCCUCUGAGGAAACCGCUUUAACUCCUGCUUAAACUAUAAGCUGAACUUGUGUGCCUGUGUAAGAGUGUGUGUGUGUGAUGGAGAAAUAAGUGAUUUGUGUGUAUGUGUGUGGAUGCAUAGUGAAACUCGUUUUAUGGGUAAGUGUCUGUUACUUGAUUGGACAAAACCUGACUUUACCCGCCUCCUUUUUCAUCAUUAACACUAUGGCUUUUCUAUCUGCAUUCAGUGUUCUGCACUUUUGCAGCUUUUUGGUUUAAGAAUGGCCUAUAGGAGCAUCCUAGUGCAGCACAUGUGCUUGCUGGAAAAGGAAUUAAGAAGCUUGCAUUCAGAAAUUAAGCAAGCCCUCUGGUGUGUGUAUGUGUGAAUGGACGUGUGAGAUUGCAUGUUUUAUUGUGCUUAAAAUUAUGUGGGUUUAACUGGGAUAUUUAGGCUUUUUGACACAUAUAUAUGGCUUUAGCUAUAGCGCUCACUUACCCAUCUGCACUACUUGGAGAGAAAGCGUGUCACCACUCUAUACUUCUAUGCUUCAUUUUAGUUUGAUUGUGAAUGAUUUGUUUUGUUAUUUUGAUGUCUUGAAGUUUUUAAUUUGAGCAUAUUUUUAAAAGAACAAAUCUAGUGUAAUGCAGUGGUUUAAGGCGAAGCCUGCUCGUGGGACUAAUAAGGAGCGCAACAGAAAACUGUUUGCUGCUAAGUGUAUGAUUGAUCGAUUCAUUCAUUCAUUUGAAUGCUCAUAGUUUAUUUUCUCGUGCACCUUUCCCCUCUUGUCCCAAUGCUGUAUGUGAGAGAAGUUGCAAUGAUUGUCACUUCUAAAUGUUUGUCUAAAGUGUGACAGUAAAAACAUCUGUGUCCCUACCUCCUGAAACUAAUUCGUAUUUUUGUUAAAAGUUUUAACCUGAUCUCACAGGGAAAUGUGACUGUUUUACAAGGUGGUGAUUUUUAGUAAGAGUUUGUAUAAUGUGAGUACAAUUGUUAGCAUAAGGGUCCACCCCUAACCACAACAGUGAACGCAAAUUACAUGCAAACGCAUGAAUAAGAUUGUAUAAAUUGCUAAAAAAGGAAAAUAGUUACGAAUUGCCAUGAGAUUGUUGAGCAUUGUGCGAGCAUUACCUUGAGUCUAAUAAAUAGACUGAUCUUUUGUCCUAAUCUCAUUUGCAUACUGAAAUAAGAGUGCGUAAUUUGUCUUUUUCAUAAAUCUCACAGGGUGAUUUAUUAAACUUUAAAACUAAUAUUGUAAUAAAAUGACAAUCUAACAGUGUAUAGCUAAUGUAAACUAAAACAACCUCCCUGUGUCCUCUUUGCUUUUGGCUUGUGUUAUAACAUGAGCUUGAUGAUCAUUGUGCUUUUGUGAGAUGUUUUCCCAAGUGGAAGUUGGAAUAUUUGUGAAAUAAGAGAAUUUGCGAAAAAUAAAUAUGUAAUUAAUGGGAUAGUUCAUUUUAAUGUCAUGUAAUUGCCCUCUUGUUCUACCAAACCUGACUUUCUUGACUCUAAACCGCAAGCGCAAAUUUUAAACCAUAAUGUCUCUCUUCAUAUAAUGAAAGUGAAUGUGGAGUAACAUUCAAUUUGUUCCAGUUAAGAUUGUGCAGGUUAGAAGCACCAUCAGGGUGAGUAAAUUUUUUUUUUUAUUUUUUUUUUUUGAUGAACUAACCCUCAAACAGGAUAAUUUAGGAUGGAAUAAGAUAUGUUUUUAGGUUUUUGUGUCUGCAAAUCUGCUGUCGCUUAGGAAUGUAGACCAGAGGAACAACACUGUUGGUUUGCUUAACCUUCAGUUACAGGACUUUAACAAACUCACACAUUAAGUUGACGUAAAUGGCAACUCAGAUGUUGUUUCGUUUUGUUUUCAUUGCAGCUGUGUUACAUUGCUGUUGUACAGGUUUGCUCCCGUCCAGAUAGAUCCACACAGAUCAAAACUGUUGCAGUUAGGACAAUUGAGUUGAGAGGUUACAUAAUGGCAGUGAAAAUAUACAUCCCCCAGGAAUAGACUAGAAGUGUUAUGAAUGUGUUUUAUUGCUAGGUCUUGUCACUCAAACAGGCAAAGGCAUUUUAUAAGGAAUUCAUAUCGUGCUUGAACCAGUGCGUUUUUAUCGUUUUAAGUUUUUGGGUUUACUUUUGUAAAAUUCAGCAUUUCAGCUUUUGGUUGUCCAUUGAAGAUCCCGCUUUUAGUUUUAUGCUUCCAUUUCUGUGGUUGCUUGCUCCGUCGUGUUAGCUUGGUAGCAGAUUUUUGUUUAUUAUUUGGACCUGCCUACUUUAAUGUUUAACCCCAGUGAUUAAUGCAGCCUUAACGCAUCCUGCAGAACCCCACCCUUAAAAAGCUCUCAUAAUGUGUGUUCAUAGAGGACUGUAGCUUUCUUAUGUUACCGUGCCCCUUACAUACCGCAAUUUUGUGCAUAAGGGAACAAAUAUUUUUUUAGCAUGUUGUAAUUCAGUGGCUCAACCACUUGGACACAUUCUCAUAGAUAUUCAGAAAGUAUUCUGCUCCGGAAUCCCACCUCUGGCCCCAGCGGGAUUAUAUUAUUUUUUGCUGAUUUCAGUCAUCUGCUGUCCUCAUAAGCUAAGCUAUUUUUGUUAAAUAAUUGAUAUGUAUAUUUGUAUUCAUUUAUAAAUAUGUACACAAAAUGAAGUGAGUAAUCGAGGAUUAUCUUUCCUUCCUGUAACCCACUGUGACCCUCUGGUCAUCAUCUAACUGUUCCACUGUUCAUUUUUGGUUGUUUUAAUCUUUUCAGACUGGAAAUAAACCUAUUUUAUUUGAAAA